UGCUAUAUCUCGAAAACGGAAAUAUAGAAAUGCGAUUUGCAUUUUGAAGAACCAUCCUUAUACCGAGUUAAACAACUGCCAGCGCCAGGGGCUGUCUCUGGAGAUAUGAAGACCAAUAGGAGGUAAUAGCCUAAAUGUUGGUGUCGCAAAAGCAUGAAAUCAUAGCACUGUCCGACUCGUCCGAUGAUGAAGCUCAAAAGAAGCACACCAAGAGGCAGAAGACGGCAGAGGACAUUCAGGUACCGAGGUUUGAGAAGUGCGAGACCUGUAGCAAGACCUACGACAUCACGCUUAAUAACGAUGAAGCGUGUCAGACACACGAGGGCUGGGUUGAGAUAGAUGCAGAAUACUUCCCGGACGACGACGAUAUCCAGUACCGCCCCGAUUCCGUCAAUCCCGAGACGGACUGGCGGCGUGAAGAGUGGCCAGAAGGAUUUAUAUGGCAGUGCUGUGAAGAGCCCGCGAAUGGUACUCCCUGCCGAAUCCAGAGGCACAUUCCUAAGAAGUGUUAGGUAAUCUUAGGAAACAAGACGCUCUUGAUAAAGUUUCAUUUUCUAGGGCCCGUCGGCUACUCGAGAGUCGUGGCUGGCUAUAGAUUGAUAUAGGUAUGUA
This is a messenger RNA of Xylaria bambusicola, 612 nucleotides long. RefSeq lists its product as uncharacterized. The transcript is spliced from 3 exons. Lineage: Eukaryota; Fungi; Ascomycota; Sordariomycetes; Xylariales; Xylariaceae. The coding region runs from base 135 to 512 and encodes 125 amino acids. The record is from RefSeq and is a predicted model, not a curated record.